Molecule: messenger RNA, 4145 nt
Organism: Erythranthe guttata (spotted monkey flower)
Lineage: Eukaryota; Viridiplantae; Streptophyta; Magnoliopsida; Lamiales; Phrymaceae
Gene: NFXL1
Product: NF-X-like 1
Biological process (GO): regulation of DNA-templated transcription
Cellular component (GO): nucleus
Molecular function (GO): zinc ion binding; DNA-binding transcription factor activity, RNA polymerase II-specific; RNA polymerase II transcription regulatory region sequence-specific DNA binding
Source: RefSeq, a predicted model, not a curated record
AUCUGGAAAUCUCACUUUCUCUGUACUUUCGUAUUUUUAAUUUUAUUUUCCCAUUUUUUUCUUCGGUUGAACAAAAUAUACGCUUGUUUGGGCGGCACGGAUAUCCACCCUAUAAAUACUCACUCUCUGCAGAUAGAAAAAUCUACUCCUUCCAAAUUUAUUCAUUUCCUCAACACAGAGGAAAACUUGGGCCGAAGAAAAGGAGUGUCGGUGUUCGGUUAUCACUUAUCGUACUCUCCGAUUUGCAAAUUUGAAGCGAUUGUGACUGGGAUUUCCGAUUCGAUUAGUUUAUUGGAGAUCGGGAUCCAUCUACUUCCCCCACUUGUUGCUACGGAUCGGGGCGUCGAUAGUUUGGCUUCUUUUGAUCAGAAUAUGAGCUUUUCUGAGCAAAACAAACCUAGGGAAAGCAGCAGUCAACGACCUAGAAAUAACAACAAUUUGCGGGAUAACCGUCGUGAGUGGGUCCCCCGUGGCUCUGUCCCUGUCGUUUCCACGCCAGUUGCCACGCCAGUUGCCACGCCAGUUCCAUCACCUAGUGUUGAUAGUUCCAGUCAGAAUGCGAAUGGAAAUGUUGGAGAGUCAGUCAGUAGGUCAGUUGGGCCAGUUCCUCAUAGGAAUAAGACCCAUGUUGGAUCAAGAGAAAACCCACCUCGGUAUGUCAGUCAGAGAGAGACCCAUGUUGGAUCAAGAGGAAACCCACCUCGGUAUGUCAGUCAGAGAGAGAACCAUGUUGGUUCUAGAGGAAACCCACCUCGGCAUGUCAAUCAUAGAGAGAAGGAGAAGGAGAAGGGGAAGUAUAAUCACAACGAGGAUACUAAGGUUUUCAAGGGUGUGAACAUACCCCAGCUUGUGCAGGAAAUUCAGGAAAAGCUUUUGAAGGGAUCUGUUGAGUGCAUGAUUUGUUAUGACAUGGUGAGAAGAUCUGCACCCAUUUGGUCCUGUUCUAGCUGUUAUUCAAUUUUCCACCUAAAUUGCAUAAAGAAAUGGGCUAGAGCUCCCACUUCUAUUGAUUUGUUGGCUGAGAAGAACCAGGGUUUUAAUUGGCGUUGCCCUGGAUGCCAGCAUGUGCAGCUUACGUCAGCUAAGGAGAUUCAAUAUGUCUGCUUCUGUGGGAAGCGACCUGACCCUCCUUCAGAUUUAUAUUUGACUCCGCAUUCUUGUGGGGAGUCAUGUGGAAAACCAUUGGAAAGGGAAGUUCCUGGUGGAGGUAUGACUAAUGAGGAUAUCUGUCCUCAUUCUUGUGUUUUGCAAUGCCAUCCGGGUCCUUGUCCCCCUUGCAAGGCCUUUGCUCCUCCACGAAGGUGCCCUUGUGGGAAGAAAGUUAUUGCCACGAGAUGCUCGGAUCGGAAAUCUGUUCUGACCUGUGGGCAGACUUGUGAUCAGCUUCUUGACUGUGGGCGCCAUAGUUGUCGAAAUGUUUGCCAUGUGGGUCCUUGUGAUCCUUGCCAGGUCCUGGUUAAUGCUUCUUGUUUCUGCAAGAAAAAGACUGAGAGUGUUCUUUGUGGAGAUAUGAUUGUGAAGGGAGAAAUCAAGGGGGAAGAUGGUGUAUUCUCGUGCAAUUUGACUUGCGAGAAUCAACUUAACUGCAGCAAUCAUGUUUGCCAUGAAACUUGCCAUCCAGGCCCAUGCGGGGAAUGCGAGUUGCUGCCAAGCAAGAUUAAGACAUGCUGCUGUGGUAAGACGAGGUUAAAUGAUGACAGACAGAGCUGUUUGGAUCCGAUUCCAACGUGUUCGGAGGUCUGCAGCAAGAUCCUCCCUUGUGGAUCGCAUUCGUGCAAGGACAUGUGCCAUUCUGGGGUUUGUCCCCCAUGUCGUGUUCUUGUUACCCAAAAGUGUUGUUGUGGGUCAACCUCUCGAACUGUGGAGUGCUACAGAACUACCAGAGAGGAUGAGAAAUUCACUUGUAAUAAACCUUGUGGCCGGAAGAAAAGCUGUGGAAGGCAUAGGUGUAGUGACCGGUGCUGCCCUCUUUCCGAUUCUGCCACUUCUUCCUUGGUUGAUUGGGACCCGCAUCAGUGCUCAAUGCCAUGCGAGAAGAAGCUACGGUGUGGGCAGCAUUCUUGCAUAUCCCUAUGUCACAGUGGUCACUGCCCUCCCUGUCCCGAGACGAUUUUCACCGACUUAUCGUGUGCCUGUGGUAGAACUUCUAUCCCUCCUCCGCUACCUUGCGGUACACUUCCACCUUCGUGCCAGUACCCUUGCUCAGUCCCUCAGCCAUGCGGUCAUCCAUCUUCACACAGCUGUCACCUCGGGGAUUGCCCACCGUGCACUGUUCCUAUUGCCAAGGAGUGUGUUGGUGGACAUGUAGUCCUCCGGAACAUACCUUGUGGAUCGAAGGAUAUUAGAUGUAAUAAACUAUGUGGAAAGACGAGGCGGUGUGGCUUGCACGCAUGCUCUAGAAUUUGUCAUCCAUCGCCAUGUGAUUCAUCAUCUUCUGCAGCAUCGAGCACCAGUUCGAGGGCAUCUUGUGGGCAGACAUGUGGGGCUCCAAGAAGAGAGUGCAGGCAUACAUGCACUUCCCUCUGCCACCCUUCCACUAUGUGCCCCGAUGUGAGAUGUGAGUUUUCCGUCACAAUUACUUGUUCGUGUGGCAGAAUAACUGCAACAGUUCCUUGUGAUGCUGGAGGUAGCACUGGUGGGUAUAAUGUCGAUACGGUUUUAGAAGCUUCUGUAGUCCAGAAGUUGCCUGUAUCUCUACAACCCACUGAAGAAAAUGGCCAGAAAACUCCACUUGGUCAGAGGAAGCUCAUGUGUGACGACGAAUGCACAAAGGUGGAGCGGAAGAAGGUUCUUGCUGAUGCUUUUGGUGUAAAUCCACCGAACUUGGACGCACUUCAUUUUGGCGAAAAUGCAUCGGUUUCCGAAGUACUUUCAGACCUCCUCAGGCGGGACCCGAAAUGGGUAAUAUCUGUUGAAGAGAGAUGCAGAUAUCUUGUUCUUGGCAGGGGCAGAGGGGGGUUGACUGCUCUCAAACUCCACGUCUUCUGUGUGAUGACGAAAGAGAAGAGAGAUGCAGUUAGGCUGAUAGCAGAGAGAUGGAAGCUUUCCAUCAAUGCUGCUGGCUGGGAGCCAAAGAGGUUCCUUAUUGUGCAUGUCACGCCAAAGUCCAAGGCGCCAGCUCGUGUCCUCGGUCUCAAAACUUGCACUCCAAGUAACAUGCUACAGCCCCCGAUUUUCGAUUCCCUUGUUGACAUGGACCCUCGUCUUGUUGUUGCUUUAUUCGAUCUGCCUAGAGAUGCGGAUGUGAGUGCUUUGGUUCUGAGGUUUGGUGGUGAAUGUGAACUGGUUUGGUUGAACGAUAAGAAUGCGCUCGCGGUUUUUAGUGAUCCUGCUCGUGCGGCUACUGCUAUGAGGAGAUUGGAUCAGGGUUCUGUGUAUUACGGUGCUGUUGUGGCUCCUCAAAGCGGUGGUGGUGCUUCUUCCGGUGCAGUUUUAGGGAGUGGUGGCGGUGCGUGGGGAUCCGGUGCACCUUCAAAAGAUGCUGCGGUUUCUUCUGGAGUGGCGUUGAAGGGGAACCCGUGGAAGAAGGUGGUGUUGAAGGAUUCUUCUGAUUGGUCGGAGAGUUCGUGGGGUGGUGCUGAAGAAUGGGCUACAGCUGCUAAUGUGUCUGAUUCCAAAUCAUUACCUAACUUGAAAGCAAAGGAAGGGCCGAUUGCUUCUUCUUCUUCUUCAAGCAACAGGUGGAAUGUUCUUCAAUCAGGAAGUAGCUCUACUUCGGCUGAAGCUUCUUCUGUGAAAGUUGAGAAUGUUCCGGAAAGUUCUUCUUUGUCGGGUUCUAAGAUGGAGGAACGUGUUUCGAAUAUGCCAGGUCAGCAGGGAGGUGAUGUGGUGGAUGAUUGGGAGAAAGAAUGUGAUUGAGGAGGAAGUAUACAUACUAAUAAUAGCCAGAUAUAUUUUCUUACUUGUUGUUUUUUGUUUUGUGCUGUACAAGCUGCUGCUUCUUUCAUGCAGGCUUUUUUUGCAUUACAUCUGCAGGAAUAUUUAUAGGGAGUUUUGCAGCUGCUUCUUUUAUUUUAUUUUAUUUUCUUGAAAAAUAUUAGUGAAGGGGAAUUGUUGUAAGUUUUCUCCUUUUGUUCUUGUACUUGUGACUGUGCUUCUAACGAGUUUUAAAAUCACCGUGUCAUACCCGAUUUCCUUUUCGUUGA